AUGGAAACCACUGGGGGUGUCGGGACAGAGUCGGACGCGUCGGCUGCCCGUGGCUCCGCCGGGUCUUUUCCCGCUUCCGGGGCUCCGCUUUGCCAGCCGCGUGACGGCGCCUCCGUUGGCCCCGGCAGAACUCAGUCCCCGCCCCCGUGGCUCCCCAACCCUGCGGCGGGGCGAACCCCCGGCAUUUGCCGGUUGAGUGUUGCUGAGUUUUGGACGGGGCCGGAGCGCUUUGGGCCUCGGCGCGAUGGAGGCGCUGCGGGGGCCGGCGCUGAGCUGGCCCUGGUGCGCUUCGCCCCGCUCCUGGCCGCCUCCGUGUGGCAGCGGCAGCCGUUCCGCCUGCGCUACGUGCCGGGCCGCGGCGAGAUCCCGGCGCACUUGGGCGGCACCACGGUGUUCGGGGAUAACGUGGAGGAUGAGUGGUUCAUUGUGUACCUGCUCCGGGAGAUCACCAGGGAGUUCCCGGGGCUGGCAGCCAGUAUUGAUGACAACGAUGGAGAGUUUCUCUUGAUAGAAGCAGCUGAUUUUCUGCCCAAGUGGCUGAAUCCUGAGAACAGUGAAAACAGGGUGUUCUUUUACAAAGGAGAGCUGCACAUCAUUCCUCCGGGGGAGCCUGGGGAGCAGGGCUGGGCCCUCUCUGCUCCCUGUCCCACGGUGCCCCAGGCGCUGGCUCUGUUAUCCACGCGCCCCGAGGAGCUCCUGGCUGCAGAGCCCAUCAGAGCCGCGCUGAAUAAACGCAUCCAUGGGUAUCCCGAGAAGAUCCAGGCCUCGCUGCACCGAGCCCGCUGCUUCCUCCCGGCCGGGAUCGCGGCCGUGCUGAGGCUGCGCCCGUCCCUGGUGGCUGCGGCCGUCCAGGCCUUCUACCUGCGGGAGCCGGGCGAUCUGGCGGCCUGCCGGCGCCCUUUCAGAACCUUCCCUGCCGAGCAGCGAGUGAUGGCCCUGGUGACUUUCACUCGGUGUCUGUAUGCACAGCUGGUGCAGCAGCAGUUUGUUCCCGACAGACGCAGUGGGUACACCCUGCCCGCCCCAUCUCAUCCUCAGUACAGAGCCUACGAGCUGGGCAUGAAGCUGGCUCAUGGCUUUGAAAUGUUGUGCUCCAAGAGCAGUAAAGUGGCUCCUGAUGCCAAGAGAAACGUGUUAAGCAGUCCUCUGUGGGAGAGAUUCCUCAGGAGCUUGAAGGAGAAGGAUUAUUUCAAGGGAGAAAUGGAAGGAUCAGCCAAGUACCUGGAACUGUUGCACAUGGCAGAAGAUCACUUCCAGCAAUGUGUUGCAGUGCCAGAAAGCUGUGAUGAAGUGAGCCCAGGUGAUGAAAUCCUGACACUGCUACAGACAACACCCAUUGAUCUGAAGGAAUUUGAGAGAGCAGCAGCUUGUCUUCCUGCAGAGGAUGAUGACAGCUGGCUGGAUAUUACACCAGGUGCUCUGGAUCAGAUGCUGAAGGAGACAAGAAAUGAGUCCCUUCCUUCCACAAAUGAGGAAGAGCAAAGCUAUGACUUGGGAGCAGUUGCUGAGAGCAUGAAGGCUUUUGUGUCCAAAGUCUCCACGCACGAAGGAGCAGAACUGCCAUGGUCAUCUGAUGAGUCCCAAGUUACCUUUGAUGUGGAUUCUUUUACAAAAGCCCUGGAGAGAAUUUUAGGGGCAGACUCGGAGGAGCUGGAUUCUGAUGAUCUGGAUGAGGAGGAGGAGGAGGAGUUGGGUUUCUCAGAUGAGGAUGAUGAAGAGCUGGAUGCUGGGAAUGAAAGGCAGGAGCAGAAGGUGUCUCCUGAGGAGCUCGUGGGCAGUCUCAAGGCGUACAUGAGGGACAUGGACCGUGAGCUGGCACAGACCAACGUUGGGAAAAGCUUCAGCAGCCACAAGAGAGGGGCAAGUUCUGUUGGAGCAGCCCCAUGUGAGAGUGCUGGCCCUGGUUAUGGAGCUGAGGCUGCUGAGCUGGCAGCCCUGGAUGUGGACAUGAACCUGGUGGCAAACCUGCUCGAGUCCUACAGUGCCCAGGCUGGCCUGGCAGGACCCACCUCGAACAUUUUACAGAGCCUGGGGCUGAAUUUACCUGAGAGCACAGAGCUCACUGGCAGCUGAGCAAGGCAGGAGAGGCUUUGGACAAGACGUGGCUGCUGGGGAGGUGAAGCACAGACACACAGCAGGAUGUGGAAGAAGAGCCCAAAGGUUUCAAUUUAGAGCAUUCUCUUCAUUAUGUGUCACUUCAGCAGGGGGAAUUUACAUGCAAAAGCUUCUGUUUGCACACUGUCUUGGAAUGGAAAUGAGGUUUUCUUAGUGAUGACACAUUUUCAGAAACUGAAAAACUAUUUUGAAUGCAUGACUCAAAUGAGGUUUUCUUUUAUUACAACACCCCUCUUCCAUUUUUCCAUUCAGUGAUCCAAUUUGCCACAUUUCUAAAAUGUCCUUUUACCCAUUGCUGAGUGGGUUCAAAAUCUGGGGAGCAGUUCUUGUUCUGAAAAUGCUGCUGCUUGUGGGGGAGGUGGGGAAAUACCACAUUGCAGGAAGAGUAAUUGGAUUAAAUGUGUAAAUAUUGGCCAGAAGUAUUUUUAAAUUUUAUUUCAAUAAAAACAGAAAUACAACUUGA
Agelaius phoeniceus (red-winged blackbird) is the source of this 2578-nucleotide messenger RNA. The record is from RefSeq and is a predicted model, not a curated record. NCBI's taxonomy places the organism in Eukaryota, Metazoa, Chordata, Aves, Passeriformes, Icteridae.